Molecule: messenger RNA, 705 nt
Organism: Aegilops tauschii subsp. strangulata
Lineage: Eukaryota; Viridiplantae; Streptophyta; Magnoliopsida; Poales; Poaceae
Source: RefSeq, a predicted model, not a curated record
AUGCCCCGCGCCGCCGUCAACCGCCUGGCCCCGCUCCCGUCGUCGCCCGCUUGGCCUCGCCUAGCGCCCCGCCUCUGCUGUCGCGUGCUGCACAAACGCCGGCAGCCCCCCUGCGCCCACGCGCGGCCGCGCCCACCACCCCCCGCUCCCGCCCGGCGCCUCCCACGCGCGCCCCGCCAGGCACUCCCUGGCCUCCACGUCCGCCCGCGGCGCGCACCGCCGUCCCUGACCGCGUCCACCCCGUGCUGCUGCUGCUUUUGCUCCGCUGCCGCCCCGCCUACUGCCUUCCUCCGCCGCUCACCUACGCCCGACCCCCUGCUUCGCCCCUCGCCGCCGCUGCCGCACCUCCCGCACCCCUCUGCUGGCCGCGCCAUGGCCAGCCCCGACGCGCCGCCCUGGCCCUUGCGCCCUGCUGCCCGCGCUGCUCGCCUCCCCUGCUGCAGUCGCCUCGCCGCCGCUCCGUCGCCACAACCCGCCCUGGCCACCGGCCUCUUCACUCGCCGCGCUCCGCCGUCCUCGUCGGCCCCGCCCGCGGCCCCUGCUCGCUGGCGCUCGCGCCGGCACGCGCCUCUGUUCGCAAACGGGUUGGGCGCUAGCGCCCGAUGCCCGAGCGCCCAUAACCCGCUUGUGCCAGUGCCCGCAAAGGCCCUAUGGGCCAAUGACAGCCGGGGCCCACCCCCUGAAAGUUAUAAAAAAAGAAUUUAA